GAACAGGGAGAGCCCUAAAACAGAAAAUGAAGAAGAAGAAGACGAUUAUGUCCAACGGUGAUACCAACGACUGUUCAAUACAUAGGGUUCCACCGGAGAUUCUCGCCGACAUACUCUCACGGUUACCAGUCAAAUUUCUAUGCCAAUUAAAGUGUGUCUCUCCCUCAUGGAAUUCCUUAAUCUCUUCCCCCUGUUUCGCCAAAACCCAUCUCAAACGAAACCCCCCAAGUCAAAAAAUCAUCCUCGUUUGCGUCUCUGAAGAUCUCUAUUCCGUUGAUUUCGCCAACGCGAAUCCCGCCGCAAAAAAGCUUGAUUUCCCCUCGGUCCAACGCUCCCACCACCGGUGGACCGAGGUUUUGGGUUCUUGCAAUGGCUUGCUUCUUGUUUCUGGUAAAGGUUAUUCCACAUCCCUUUUGAAUCCAACCACUAGAGAACGCAAGAAGCUGCCCACUUGCCCUCUCAGUUUUUCUCUUGAGCCCUACGUUUAUCUCCAUGGUUUUGGUCAUGACUCUUUUACGGAUGAUUACAAGGUUGUGAUGCUCUCUUACCAGUAUAUUAAGUCUUAUUCUAAAUACUAUUUCGACAGUGAUGCUAAUAUCACGCAUGUGGCUGUCUAUUCAUUGAAAACCGAUGCUUGGAGGAGAAUACAAGAUUCUCAUUAUCAUCCUUUGGGAAAUCCUUCUGGGGUUCACUUUAACGAGCGUCUCCAUUGGCUUUGUAGGAGGACUGGUGGUUCGGAUGGUUCCAAAGUUAUUGUUGCUUUCGAUUUGUCAGAUGAGAUUUUCAAAGAAGUGCAGCUGCCUACUUCAUUUAGUGAUUACGAGAUUUUUUAUCAUCACAUGGCGGUUCUUGGGGGUUGUCUCUGUGUGAUUGUUUGCCCUCUUAGUUACCGAAAUGAAGUUUGGAUGAUGAAGGAGUACGGGGUAAGAGAAUCGUGGACCAAAUUUAUGAUAAAUCCUAGGAUGGUUUUAGUGGAUUUAUUGUGUUUGUUAGCAGAGGACGAAUUUUUGAUGAAAACAAGAGGAAAAGAACCAGAUGUACUGUUUCAAGAUAAAUUGGUUGUGUACAAUCUGAAAAAGAAAACACUAAGGGACAUGGUGGUUCCAGACAUUCAGCUUAAAUGUCAAAAUGGGGUCACCUAUGGCUAUGUCGAGAGCCUUGUCUCUCCUAAUCAUUGAGGAGGGAUUGGGAGGCAAUGAAGAAUGAAAAGCUUCUUCAGAUCGGAAUGUACCGUAAAUGAGACAAUUUGAGUGAUCAAUGGCUUGUUGAAAUGUGAUUUGAGAACUUGACCAGUAUCAAAACGUGUUUAACCAUAAAAAGGUUUUUGAUCACCCGAAGGUUUUUGUUUUUGUGUUCGGAUAUUGGAGACACUUGGAGAUUAUGUGACUUCUCGUGGAGAGUGUGGGGACUUGUUUGGGGGCUUAAUUAGCUGGUUCAUAUUACAAGAGUGGUUUGUUAUAAAAGUUUUGUUCUGGUGACUGGUAUUAGAUGUGUUUUGUGUUGUCUUGACCUAGACUUUACAUCCUUUGAUUUGUUAUGAAAGAAUGCUGGAAGUUCUGUAAGAAUUCAUGCGUUUGGAUUUAAGCUCUGAAAAUAAG
Molecule: messenger RNA, 1598 nt
Organism: Rhododendron vialii
Lineage: Eukaryota; Viridiplantae; Streptophyta; Magnoliopsida; Ericales; Ericaceae
Product: F-box/kelch-repeat protein At3g06240-like
Exons: 2
Coding region: 27-1178 (383 amino acids)
Molecular function (GO): protein binding
Source: RefSeq, a predicted model, not a curated record